AUGUUGUACUUGUCCUGCAGAUUAUCUACUAGAGCCGAACUUGCUUAUUUCGUUCUAAGAACCAAACGUCGAACCGCUUUCUUCCCAGCUGAUCGAGCCUUCAUAUUUCAUCUCGAAUCUCGAACGUAUCUCGUUGUCAGGGUCAUUUAUCAUCUGUUCAGAUCCGCUUUCAACCCGUUCACGCAUGCGGUCGCCGCAACGUUCAAUGAGGAUCUCAGUGACUCUUUUGGCACGGGUUUUGCCGUCAAUGGUGUUAACAACUACAACCUCCAAGUUCGACGGAAUUUCGACCAAUACGCUGACGCACCACUGGAUCGCAAUGACGGAUCCUAUCAGCCGUUUCUUACCGCUGGUGCCGUUGGUGCAGAAUACGAUUUCAGCAAAAUACGAGAACUGGCAGGGCAUCUUGAUCUUCCGAUACCUGGUAUAAAUGAAUUAUUCGACUUUGAUGGAAGAAUUAUGCUCAAAGGUUUGGGCAAUGGUAUUCUGAACAGCGCCAUGGAAUUCCCAUUGACGUUAUCUGAUCCGAACGAACGUGCACCGUACACUCUCAAGUACCUGAAUUUCAUGGCCGAUCGACAUAUGCAGUACGGACAUGUCGUACCGAAUGUGAAUUUGUUCCUCGUCGGCAAGGACAAGAUUAUGAGCAGACUUGUACAGAAUCCUGUCAAUAUGAUCAUACUGAUCACUCUACUUCCGUUUCUUCCUUAUCAUGUUGUUGCUAGAGGUGAGGCAUUGAACUUCCUGAAACACAAAAUUUUCGACCGCACUUACAAUUCACCUUUCAGCGCCAUUCAUACGAGAUCGCCCACGUGGUCUAGGCUUGCUACAACUUCCGACAGCAUUUUCCAGGCUGGUGAAAAGCCCCAGAGCGUUCCAGAUGUGCACUUGCCCGGUCAAAAAGCCGACUUCAGUGGAAGAUCAGCCUUCAAUCCUUUCACGCAUGCACUUGCCGCUGUAUUCAAUGAAGAUCUGGUGGACUCCUGGGGUACAGGAUUUGCAGUGAAUGGAGUAAAUAACCACGACCUCCAAGUUCGACGUAAUUUUGAUCAAUUUGCUGAUGUCCCUCUUGACCGCAACGAUGGUAUGCAUCAACCGUUCCUAACAGCAUUCUCUGUCGGCGCUGAGUACGAUUACUCCAAGAUCAAAGAAAUCUCAGGACACUUGGAUCUUCCUAUUCCGGGCGUUAAUGAAUUGUUCGAUUUUGAUGGACGGUUGAUGUUGAAAGGAAAUGGUAACGGUAUCCUGAACAGCGCUAUGGAAUUCCCGUUGACGUUAUCAGAUCCAAACGAACGUGCUCCAUACACCUUCAAAUACCUGAACUUCAUGGCCGAUCGACAUAUGCAAUACGGUCAUGUGGUACCUAACGUGAAUCUGUUCCUCGUUGGCAAGGACAAGAUUAUGAGCAGACUCGUCCAGAAUCGCCUCAAUCCUACGAUGAUCGGUUGA
Messenger RNA from Haemonchus placei, 1449 nucleotides. NCBI's taxonomy places the organism in Eukaryota, Metazoa, Nematoda, Chromadorea, Rhabditida, Trichostrongylidae. The record is from the annotation of a GenBank genome assembly.